UUUGGGAUAUGACUAACUACCUGUAAGUGUUUUGUUUAGCUAAUAUCAUUAUUGAUUCUGCAUAAAUUUACGCCAUUGUUGUAGUUAGCAGGUAUACAAGGAAGGGUUCUGUGAACAGGACGGGGAUCGACAGACGAAGGAAGAAAAAGAUAAAAACUUUAAAAGACCUUCAAAAUUAUUCAGGUAUGAAAUGUAGACGACAUGGACGGAGAGCCUAGUCGUGAAUUAUGGCAUAUAUUUGAUGUUCCUGGAAAUGAAUAAGAGACGGGUCCAAUCCUUAGAACACCACUUCCACAUAGAGGACAUCUGAGAACAAUAGCAAUGGCUGAAAGUAAUUCCUUUGUGAAAACAAAACUUUACGAAAAAUGCAAAUCCCACCUAGCUGAAAAGGGGAUGGUGAUUAUAAUCGGUGACAUGGGUACUGGAAAGUCAACUUAUGCCAAAAAACUGUUUGAAGAACACAAUACAAAAAUGAAACAAAGAGACUGCUUUGAAGUGACAAGUCCUGAAGAAAUAGAGUUCAUGAGAAGUACGAGAGCUCUAUAUUUUGACAACAUAUUUGGGCAACAUGUAGAAAGUGUGAAGAUGACAACGGCAUGGCUUCAAUGGAUGCCAAAAUUAGUAGAAAUGAAAAGGAGGGUGCCCCUGAUACUAACAUCAAGGAGCGAUAUAUAUCAUAGAUGCAAACACCGCAAAGGAUUUGGUUUUUUGGAUGAAUUUGUGGUCGAAUUGUCUGAUAAAAAAUUAGAUUUCAGUGAAGAGGAAAACAUUGCACGCGCUAUGAGGUUGACAUCGCCCCUCAUAUUCCACCCGAGUGAUCUAGGUCCUUUGCAACAAUGCGAAAUUAGAGCUGCAAGGAUUCCUUGGUUACAAGAGAAGAAGGCUGCUGCUGUUUCAACGACAUUGCUGGAUGAAUACUUUGAGGAUUUGAAGAAAAACAAUCCAAUUCAAUAUGUCUCCCUACUUCUUACUCUUGUGAACAACAACAAAUUUAGAGAAGAAUACUUGGAAAAACAAACUACAGUUAAAAUUCUAAAGAUCGCUGGACAAGGUAUUGGAAAAAGGUCAAUCAUAGAGAUAAAAGAGGCCUUGCGAUACCUUUCAGCUUCAAUGUUGAUGCUGCAAGACAAUGAAUACUCAUUUGCCAACAAUAUUUUAUUUCAUAUUGCAAGCAAAUACUUCAUGAGGCAACAUCCAGAUAUAUUCGUCACUUGUUCUUCUAUUGAGUGGUUGGAAAUAUUGUCGCCACUGUUUGAUACGGUGAAUGAGGUUCACAGUCAAACUCUUAGCCAGAAAUUAGCAGGACAAAUUGAGAAUUUGAUACUGCAUAAGUCGUUUUGUCUGUUAAAGAAUGAGCGAACUUUGCGUGAAUUUCUCGCCAUAAUUUCAAGGGACGAGAAACUGGAUUUGUUUUUUGAUUCUGACUUUUUCUGGUACAUAUGCUGGUGUGACAGCUUUCUGAUAAUUGAAAUGCUUCUUCGGAAAAUGUCUGGAAGAAAAGAAGUGGUGAAAAAUGCACUUGAGUAUUGUUCAGAUCAUUUCAAAUCGGCUUUACAAAGAUACAUAGAUAGAGAUCAUUCCGAGGAAAUUUUGAGUCCUACAAUUAUCAGGCAACACCCGUAUGAAAUAGCAAUUCGAAGAGUCACGUGCAAAAGUGAAGACUUUCCACGCUUUUGUUAUCACUACGAACUGAUGCUAGAAUUAGAAGAAAGUUUAACGCAUGUAAUUUCACAAUAUAGUCAGUUGCAGUGUUCAGAUUUUGUUCCGUGGAGCCAAACCAAAGGGACCCCCAUUAUCUAUAUAGCAGGGAGAAAUCUAACAGAAACCAAACUUUCCUUCAUUUCAAAACAUGAGCGUCCGCAAGAAAAUGUUUUGCGACAUCAAGAUAACAAAACUAUCUAUGAAAGGGAGAAACGCCAGCAUGACUUUGCUGAUUUCAAGGAAAGAUUUCCAUCUUGUUUUAUCUAUUUCUGUGAUGAACAGGAUACUGUGGAAACUGUUUCUGAAUCGAUCAAGAUGGUGACAGAUCGCUUUGUUGACUCAGAAUAUUCCCCCAUCGGUCCGUUUACACUUAUCGCCCUGACGUCAGAGGGAGGAAAAUGGACAACCGAAGCUCUUAACACAGAUUGCUUAGCGAAAGCGCACGUAGUUACCGUCUCAGAUAUCCAUACCUUACGGAAACACGUUACAUCUGCACUGGAAAUGAUGAUGCUUGAAUACAUAAGCUUAGUUCGAAAAAUGAUAUCUCCUAUGAUGUCUUCAGGUUUUGAUGACAUUAGCAUGCUUCAAACCGAAACAGAGGCCAUUUCAAAUCGAAUCUACAAAGCAUCGUCAUUGCCUUCAUGUAUUGUCACAUCACAAACGCCAACAGUCCUGUCAAUGUCCAUAACUGAAGAAUGCCAGGAAGUUCUUGACAGGAACCCUGAUAAGGUCUACGCAUAUGGAUUCCGUCCGGGAACGUUCUACGUUCAAGUCAGUGACCAACUAUCCGAAGAUCAGUAUCAGCAAUUUCAAGAAGACUUCCGUAAAGCCAAAAGAAAUUCUGAAUUUUUAUGGGAAACAGCAUUUGAAAAAAUUAAUUGUAUCAAUAUAAACCGUUAUCUGUGUCCAGGGAGUGAAUUGUAUCCUGAUAAGGACGAUGCCAACAGCUAUGGAACUCUGGGUGGAUUCGCUGAAUUAAGCGGUGAUUGUAAACGCACAGUAGCACUGACAUGCUCGCAUGUUAUAAAAAGUAAAUCAAACGUCCAUGCAAAAUGUGGUAGCGAACUGGUUUGCAUUGGAAAUUGUUUCUUGGUGUAUGAGUACGCCUCUGAUUCCGCAGAUUUCGCUUUGAUUAAAGUUAAUGACGAUGUCGUUGAAAGAUGCCAGAAACUUCUAGUGGAUCAUAAAGAUAAACCGAGGAGUGCUCGGGUGUACGUAUGGAAAUCUAAAGACACGGUUCCCACAGUAGUGUACAAGAAAGGGGCGAAGACCAACAUCACGAAAGGAUUCAUUGUGGAAUCAACAAAAUACCGUGAUGUACUAGGUGAUACGAGGAUGAACUGUGUAUAUUUAGUUAGAGGUUAUCAACAAAAGGGAGUAUUGAUUCCCUUUGGUGAUAAAGGGGACAGCGGUUCACUUGUCUUUCAGAACGACUUCAGUGUGGAUCAGCAUGCAGUAGAAGUAAUCGCUAUACUCAUUGGGGACUUUGAAGUCAAAAUGGAAGAUUCAACGACCAGCGAAUCAAAUUCGAACAGUAAGAGACCCACAUCGGGACUGAAGAUGUGUACAAGCAUGGAAUUCGUUUGUGAACAACUUAACAAGAGUGAAAAGCAACUCCGAUUCUAUAAAACAGACGAUGUAAAGCUAAAUAGCGUCGAAGAACAAACGCCGUAAAAUCCUGUCUCUUUUAUUUAUAAAGACGAUCUGGUCGUACACAGAAAUCCACCAUUUCGUGAUUGUUCACUAUGAAAUAUUUUAUUCAUUGCGUGGACUCUGAGGUUCACACAGAAAAUAUAUAAGGGAGCUGAGGUUAAACCGAAUGCUAUGAAAAAGAGCGUAUACACAACUUCAACGGAACCAAUCGGAACAUCGCCGGGCGUUUUCCGUAAGUCGAGAAAAAAAACCCGGUUUUUCUUCUCGAGUUGACGAGAAAAACCGAGCGAUAACGCGACCUUUAUUUAUAGAUUGGAACCUAACAGUGUAGCACGUGACCAGACACGUAAUGGGGAUCAGCUUGCACAUGCACAAGUAUAUAUAAUACGCGAGUCAGCAAUGUUUCAUAAACAAUUGUCAAGAGGAUUCAAUAAAAUGUGCUUUAUGUUUUGUGAAAAACACUUUUAGUGUUAUUAAAAAUAAACCUUAAUGAUAUGGAG
Ostrea edulis (European flat oyster) is the source of this 3854-nucleotide messenger RNA. RefSeq lists its product as uncharacterized. Lineage: Eukaryota; Metazoa; Mollusca; Bivalvia; Ostreida; Ostreidae. The coding region runs from base 322 to 3375 and encodes 1017 amino acids. The record is from RefSeq and is a predicted model, not a curated record. The transcript is spliced from 8 exons.